This is a messenger RNA of Uloborus diversus, 1451 nucleotides long. Its product is annotated as 5-hydroxytryptamine receptor 2A-like. The transcript is spliced from 3 exons. Gene Ontology annotation, biological process: adenylate cyclase-activating adrenergic receptor signaling pathway. The record is from RefSeq and is a predicted model, not a curated record. Bases 241 to 1362 code for a protein of 373 amino acids. Gene Ontology annotation, cellular component: membrane. NCBI's taxonomy places the organism in Eukaryota, Metazoa, Arthropoda, Arachnida, Araneae, Uloboridae. Gene Ontology annotation, molecular function: G protein-coupled receptor activity.
CAUCGCUCGACACCGACAAGAACAGACGAUUCGAGAGAAACUCUCGGUUUUCCCUCACUGUUUCGUUUCUCGAGACUUGGAAGAAACGUGGAGUCAAUAUAUUUUUGCGAAAUAAGUUAUAAAAGAAAUGUUGCCUUUCGAAAAUUCGGCAGUUGCAAUCAAAUGAAUUGCCAUCUUUUUACUCCAAAGUAUCAACAUAUGCCCUGAUUUCUGAGAAACACUAAUUCCUAAGGGAAAUUUAUGGAAAUGAAUAUAAGCGAGCUUUACGACAAUCUUACUUUUGACACUGUACUUUUCCUGAAUGAUACAAACAGUAACUGGUCAUCAAAUGAAAAUCCAGACGUAGCUUCUACAGCUGUAGUUUCUACAGUGCUUGGUCUACUGAUUCUGUUUACGAUUGUUGGUAAUAUAUCUGUGAUAGUAGCUAUAACUCGAGAGAAAAAUCUGCAAACUAAAGGAAACUGCUUAGUUUUAUCCUUAGCAGUAGCAGAUUUGCUAGUAGCAUGCUUAGUCAUGCCAUUAGGAGCUGUUUACGAAGUUCAUAAAGAGUGGACCCUUGGUAGAGAACUGUGUGAUAUUUGGACAUCAUGCGAUGUGCUUUGCUGCACAGCAUCAAUUUUGCACCUAGUGGCAAUUGCCGUAGAUCGAUAUUGGGCAGUAACAGAUAUUGACUACGUACGUCAGAGACAAUCGUGGCAUGUUGGACUUACUAUUUUAAUAGUUUGGAUUGUUGCUUUUUGCGUAUCGAUUGCACCACUAAUUGGGUGGAAAGACGGCCUACAUGAAGAAAGGCUACUGAAUGAAAAACGAUGUCUAAUUAGUCAAGAUCCUGGUUAUCAGCUCUUUGCAACUUGCGCCACUUUCUACGUACCGCUGGUGGUUAUAUUACUUCUAUAUUGGCGAAUUUUCCGAGUGGCGCGAAAGAGAAUAAGACAUAAGCCUGGAAUGAGAGCUGAAUCUCGACUCGUUUCUGCCACAGUUCUGGCUUCAUUGGUAACUGAAAUGACCUUGAUAUCUACAACCACAUCUUCUUCUCAUCCCAGUUCAGAUGAUUUCUUGUUGAGUAAAGAACAAGUGCUAAAGAAACGAAGAAGAGGUAACAUAAGAUCAAAACGAGAAAGAAAAGCCGCUAAGACUUUGACCGUCAUCACUGGCGUCUUUGUAAUUUGCUGGUUACCUUUCUUCACCAUGGCACUACUAAUGCCUUUAUGUGAAGAAUGCCAACCCAGCAAUGCAGUUUUCAGUUUUGCUUUAUGGUUGGGUUAUGCUAACUCGAUGCUUAAUCCUAUUAUUUACACCGUUUUCAGCCCUGAUUUCCGAAUGGCUUUUAAACAAUUGUUUUGGAGUUCUUGUCGUGCGUAAAGUGUUGCACUUUGUGGCUUAUUCAUCACUGUGAUUGGAGAACAAAUAUUUUAUGUGUGCAAUCAAGAAUUUACGUAUAAAUAAAUGUA